Cydia fagiglandana is the source of this 5276-nucleotide messenger RNA. It is a transcript of the gene Ptpmeg2, whose product is annotated as tyrosine-protein phosphatase non-receptor type 9. The transcript is spliced from 15 exons. NCBI's taxonomy places the organism in Eukaryota, Metazoa, Arthropoda, Insecta, Lepidoptera, Tortricidae. Bases 306 to 2381 code for a protein of 691 amino acids. Gene Ontology annotation, molecular function: protein tyrosine phosphatase activity. Gene Ontology annotation, biological process: protein dephosphorylation. The record is from RefSeq and is a predicted model, not a curated record.
CGUGUGCGCUCAUACUAAUGCGACCGGCGCGCGCGCAGGAAACACAUCCCGGAAGAAUUAGCGCCCCGCCUACUGCAACUUGUUUGCAUUCAAUUUUAUUUGAACUGCCAGUGUGUCCCGCCGUCCUUAUCUAUACGAAACCAAGUUAUCUUUCACCGACAUUAAUACCCGUUUAGGAUUCAGUCGCGCGAACGCGCGUUAAGGCUCGACUGCCAAUGAAAGUGUGGCGAAAUAGUGAAAUCAGUUCGUAUUUAGUAAUAAACUAUGGUUGACGAUUAAACAAAGUGAAGAUCUAUUUAGUCAUCAUGCGGCCGGCGCUGAUCAAAAUGGAGACGACGUUUAUAUUAUUCAGACUACGAGUAUCGAGGGCGACGAAAGCAUUCCUUGAUGCCCUGAGCGAGUCCGGCGCGGCGUGCGUGUCCCGCGCGACCGCCAUCAAGUUCCUACUCGCGCGCAAGUUCGAUGUUGCGCGCGCACACGAGCUGUGGAGGCAGCAUGGCGCCACGAGGCGGCGCGAAGGGCUCAACAAGUUCGAGCCGUUUGAAGACCCGCUCAAGAGUGAAUUGGAGACGGGGAAGUUUACUAUACUGCCAACCCGCGACGCGACCGGCGCAGCCAUCGCGGUGUUCACGGCCAACAAGCACUUCCCCGCGCAGACCACGCACCAGAUUACUUUACAGGGUGUGGUAUACCAGCUGGACGUGGCGCUGCAGAGCGCGGAGACGCAGCGCGCGGGGCUGGUGUUCAUCUACGACAUGACCGACUCCAAGUACACCAACUUCGACUACGACCUCUCGCAGAAGAUCCUCACCAUGCUCAAGGGUGGCUACCCAGCGAAGUUAAAGAAGGUGUUGAUAGUGACGGCGCCGCUCUGGUUCAAGGCGCCGUUCCGCAUCCUGCGGCUGUUCGUGCGCGAGAAGCUGCGCGAGCGCGUGCACACGGUCAGCGCGCCGCAGCUCGGCGCGCACGUGCCGCGCGCCAGCCUGCCGCGCCAGCUGGGCGGCCUGCUGGAGCCCGACCACGCCGCCUGGUUGGAACACUGUAAAAACUGCUACCUAAACAAUCUGCAGAACGCAAAACUAGAAGGAGUUAUAGACGAAUAUGUAAUCAGCAACCACAUACCGCCCGUCAAGCCGCAAAAUGGUAUAAUUGAGCACGAGCCGCGUGACAUGACCAGCGACCACGCGACAAGGAUCGACGACGACUCCGCCAUGCAUAUCAGCGACCGCGACACCCCUCCCUACACCUGCGACCCCAACCCCCUCAGGCACACACACGGCUACAAUGGCGACAUGAAGAGCAGGCAUAUAAACUCCGGCGAUGAGGACGAUUUAGAUAUAAGCACGCGCGGCACUUGGUCAUCGGGUGAGGCGUCUCCGGGGCUCUCUGACGAGGAGUGCGGCGGCGGCGGCGCGGGCGAGACGCCGGCGGCGCUGCUGGCGCGGGUGCGCGCGCUGGGCCGCCGCGGCCUGCACGCCGAGUACGAGGAGAUACGCGCCAGGCCCCCGCCUGGCACCUUCCACCACGCCAAAUUGCCGAGUAACCUAGCCAAGAACCGCUACACAGACGUGCUGUGCUUCGACCACUCGCGCGUGCUGCUCUCCCAGACCGAUCCCGACGACCCCACCACAGAUUAUAUCAAUGCCAACUACGUCGACGGGUACAAGCAGAAGAAUGCCUUCAUAUGUACGCAGGGACCCCUCCCCAAAACGUUUGGCGACUUCUGGCGCAUGGUGUGGGAGCAAGGCACGCUCGUGAUCGUCAUGACGACACGCGCCGUGGAGCGAGGCCGCGUCAAGUGCGGGCAGUACUUCCCUGUCGCCGUGGACACGCGGGCAGUACACGGAGGCUUCGCGGUUACUGCCGAGGCCAUUGAACAGGAGGAUGAUUAUACUGUGACGCAUCUGGUGCUUACUGAUCUGAGGACGGAGCAGUCGCGGCGGGUGUGGCACGGGCAGUACACGCGGUGGCCGGACUACGGCGUGCCGGGCGGCGCGGGCGGCGGCGGCCGGGCCGCGCCUGUCCUGCGUUUCUUGCAGCUGGUGCGUCGUGCUCAAGCUCGAGCGCUCGCUGAACUCGGAGACGCGUGGGCGGGACACAGUAGAGGACCACCCAUAGUGGUGCAUUGUUCUGCCGGAAUCGGUCGCACAGGCACGUUCCUGACGCUGGACAUCUGCGCGCUGCGGCUGGCGGCCGAGCGCGCCGUGGACGUGCGCGGCACCGUGGAGCGCGUGCGCGCGCAGCGGGCGCACUCCAUACAGAUGCCCGACCAGUACGUCUUCUGCCACCUCGCCGUGCUCGAGUACGCGGUGCAAAACGGUUAUUUAGAAUCAGCUGACCUGUCCGGUUUCGACGACGAUAACGAGGACGAGUCGGAAUGAAGACUGUCGCACCAUGCCUGCGCCGUGCUGUGAGCGCCGCGCGCACUCAACGCAGACUCGAAUCGCCACUUCGCAGGAUCGAGUCGCGUAAUCCCGUUCUCGAGUCGCUCAGUUGCAGAUCCGAGUCGCACAAUCCCGGUCGUUCUAUCGCGAUUUUAAGCCGCAUAAUCGACAGUUCGAGUCGAAUAAAAAUGCCGCGUGAAUGCCACUAGAAGGGACUUGACUGCAAACUUGGCUUCGCUUCGGACGAUACCGUGUCAGAGUUCAAGAAGUGGCCUACACUGUAUUUCCUGUUGGUGUGAAUUUUGAGAGGCACAUGACAGAAUAUUUUCGGUUUUCAGAUAUCGUAUGUUGCGUACUGCGAAACGUGAGUUUAAAAAAGUGUGGUGCUACUUCGUCCCUCGUAUUUUUGCAAUGAACAGACUCCGACCGGAUAUGUAGUGGAAUCUUAGCACAAAAGUGAGCUGUGUUCAUUAGAAUUACGUGGAAGUGAACUAUUGUGUGCUCUCAAGGAACCGAAACCGGACUUCAAACUUCAAACCGUUGUGAUAUCGCCAUGGACGUGUAGCCACGUCUUUUGAUGUAAAAUGAAACCCUGUGAACCAUGGAACCAUGUCAAAUUGAUAAGUAGUAAGAGAUGCCUUACAAUUUGAUUUAUAAAGUCAGUUUGACGUAGUUCCGAGGUAACUCGGGGUUUAUUGACUGUAUGUACGCCCCAGUUUGGCCAAAUAAAGUUAUACAGGAUGUAUACGAGUUGCUUGCCUGAUGAAAGCGUGGGACAUAAUGUUGUUACACUAACAGAACGAGACAGUCUCCGGCUCUACUCAACAGUGAUCAACUCGAGCGCUGCCUUCUAGCAUAAGUUCUAGUGAUUACAAAAAUAUACAUACGAUUGAGAACGUUCCUUUAGCACGAAUAAGAACUGAACUAGAUCAAUAUUGUAUUUGGAAAGGAAACCUCGUGAAUCGAGUAUUUAUUUUGCAUAUUUAAAAAAUCUUUGUAACCAAAAAUAUUUCCAUAAUUAUUUAGGGUUUUUUAUUAUGAUUAUUUAUUUAUAAAUGAUGUAUGGCUGUGUGAAGUUUUUCGUCUGUAAUUUAUGUAUUAGUUAUGUAUGUGUAUGUUUAUUUGUUUGGAUAAAUAUUUAGCGGCGCGGUCGUGGUAUGGAUGACUCGCCUGUAGUAGCGCGGGACGCUUUCGGCAAUCAGACAAAAUAAAAUAGUCAUGUGAAUUAGUGUUCGACUGUUCGAGCACAAAUCCAGGAAGGCCGUGUGGUCUAAUAUACGUUAUACAGGGUAAUUUUUGACCCGUUAGUCAUAUUCAAAUAUGUCAUUAUAGAUCAGCAGUACAACUUUUGAAAAAAAGUGGUGCAUUUUUUAAAUCUUUAUCCAUCAAAAACUAAAAAUAUGGUCACUGUACUCGUUUGUUUCGAUUCGUGCACUACAAUGGCAAAGACAAUGCAAUAGGAAAGAAUGGUACAAUCCACAUUUUGUUUCUUUCAAAGCGAUUAUUACCGUUUCGUUUGCUACAGCGCAAACGAUUGACUUCUGGCUAGGCCGUCUGAUCAGUGCUUAAGCAUACUAAGUUAACACAGAAGCAUCGCUCCGGCCGCGCCCCGCGCUACGCAGCUCAGAGAGGCUGCGCCGCCUUCCGUGUGUACAACACAUAACACCAGCGAGUUAUCAAACAUUUGAUACGAUUUUUAUACGCCGAGGUGCUGGUAGAAUUAAAUCAUACAUGACUCGACAAUCCGGAUUGUCUCCAUGCACGACGCACGAAAACAGGCAGCUGAUGCCUUCAUCCUAGCUACACAAUGUAAUAAGCAUCAUCAAGUAAUGUACCUUAAUAAUUAUAUAGAUAGACUGAGUAACAUGUAUCUGAUGUUCCAGAAUUAUAUAGAUAGACGACCCGGGCUAGGGACGCACUGUAUCUCCAUGUAAAUCGAAUUGGUUUUGUUCGCAAACAGUAUAUUAAAUUGCAUUUAGUGAAUCGGAGUAAAAAGUAUUUAUUUUUCCAACGGAAUUCUACAACAUAUCUUUAAAGAGUCGUACGGUUCCUUUAUAACGCGUAAAACCAAAAAGCUAAUUAUUUUAAACGAAAUAGGAAUGUUUGCCAUAUAGUUAGAGUUCAAAAUUGCGCGGCCAGCUGCUCAACCCAGCGAUAAUAAACAGAUGUGCACUCUAACGACUACGAAUUAGAUCAUAAUUUCCUUUAGCAAUACUAACACGCUUUUCGAUUAUGCGCGUUGUAAUGGUAUCGUACUUAUAUUUUAAAUCGCCGUCCUUUCACGUAACUUACAUAUCGCAGUAGACGUCUUCAUUCAUACUAUGUUGCAACCAAAACGUUUCAGUCCAACUAACUUAUAUGCUAUAAAAUUAUUCAUAGCAAUAAGGACAACAUUGUCAACCUUAUAUAGCUUGUAAAGCGUUUAAUCAUACCACUUAUGAUGCAUUACUACCUAAACAAAUGAUAAUAACAUUAAUAACUGUAGAUACCAUGUGCCAUUGUCCACACCGUUAACUCACAAUUUUGUAAUUGUAAACCAUAUUGUAAAGACAAUAAUGUCAGUUAACUGCGUCGACGUCAAAUAAAAUAUACGCGAUGUAAAUAAAAUAGCAUACAAGUUAGUUGUACGAAAACGCCUCAGUCCUGUAUCACGUCUAGCAUAGACAAAUCGCCAUUAUUUUUUAAUUAUUGUGUCAUCAAUAUAAACUUCCUUAUGAAAUGUAUGGAGCAUUAUGAACUUCCAUGUAGUAAUUAAUAAACUCUUAUUAUAGUUGUUACUCUGGAGCCACUGUUGAUUCUUGUAUUUGUAAAUAUUUUAUUUUCUGUUUUUAUUCUAAAUUAAAAACCCUUGUGAAAUACGUGUGAAAUAAAAAAAACUUGUAAUAUAUUGAA